Meriones unguiculatus (Mongolian gerbil) is the source of this 1203-nucleotide messenger RNA. RefSeq names its product fibrinogen like 1 (gene Fgl1). The record is from RefSeq and is a predicted model, not a curated record. Bases 107 to 1111 code for a protein of 334 amino acids. The transcript is spliced from 9 exons. NCBI's taxonomy places the organism in Eukaryota, Metazoa, Chordata, Mammalia, Rodentia, Muridae. Gene Ontology annotation, biological process: regulation of immune response; negative regulation of T cell activation.
UAGAACUCCUGACUUCAGUUAGACGUUCCUGGGAGGCUGUGUCUGCACUGAGCCUAGCUGAGCACUGAUUCAUUCUGACUCGAGGUUCAAUUAUUUCUAAGCUUUGAUGGAGUUGAUUCCCAUCAUUCCGUGUGACGGAGGGCUGAAUGUUCUUUCAGACAGAAGAAUGGGGAAGAUUUGCAGCUUCGUCCUCGUCACUGUUGCUCUCAUAAUGGUCAGGGAAAGCUGGGCCUUCGAGAAUGACAACUGUUUGCAGGAGCAGGUGAGACUCAGAGCUCAGGUGCACCAGCUUGAGACCCGGGUCAAACAGCAACAGGUCAUGAUCGAACAGCUCUUGCAUGAGAAGGAAAUCCAAUUCCUCGAUAAAGGACAGGAGAACAAUUUCUUUGACCUCGGAAGCAAGAGGUAUUAUUCAGAUUGUUCAGAGAUUUACAAUGAUGGGUUUAAGCAGAGUGGAUUUUACAGAAUCAAACCUCUCUGGAGCCUGGCGGACUUUUCCGUUUAUUGUGACAUGUCUGAUGGAGGAGGAUGGACCGUAAUUCAGAGACGAUCUGAUGGCAGUGAGAACUUUAGCAGGGGUUGGAAUGACUAUGAAAGUGGCUUUGGAAACUUUGUCCAAAACAAUGGUGAAUACUGGCUGGGUAACAAGAACAUUAACUUACUGACUAUGCAAGGAGACUAUACCUUAAAAAUCGACAUGACAGAUUUUGAGAGAAAUAGUCGCUUUGCACAAUACAAAAGUUUUAAAGUUGGCGAUAAAAAGUCUUCUUACGAACUGAGAAUCGGAGAGUACUCUGGAACCGCGGGAGACUCCCUUUCCGGGACUUUCCACCCUGAAGUGCAGUGGUGGGCUGGGCACCACAGAAUGAAGUUCAGCACGUGGGACAGAGAUAAUGACAACUACAAAGGGAACUGUGCUGAGGAAGAGCAGUCUGGCUGGUGGUUUAACAGGUGUCACUCUGCAAACCUGAAUGGUGUAUAUUAUCAGGGCCCCUACACAUCAGAAACAGAUAAUGGUGUUGUCUGGUACACCUGGCAUGGGUGGUGGUAUUCCUUGAAAUCUGUGGUUAUGAAAAUUAGGCCAAAUGACUUCAUUCCAAAUAUCAUUUAGUUGUUCCUAUGGGGCUCUCCUUUCUGUAAUUCAUCUUGGUUGGAAAUAUUUGAAAAACAUAAUUCUGAAUAAUAGAUGCCUGGUGAUAGUAA